This is a messenger RNA of Lonchura striata (white-rumped munia), 9421 nucleotides long. RefSeq lists its product as uncharacterized. Gene Ontology annotation, molecular function: single-stranded RNA binding; double-stranded RNA binding; zinc ion binding. Gene Ontology annotation, cellular component: precatalytic spliceosome. Lineage: Eukaryota; Metazoa; Chordata; Aves; Passeriformes; Estrildidae. The record is from RefSeq and is a predicted model, not a curated record.
UGUGUUCUGCAGCAUAUCUUCAUGAUCCAGAGAAACUUUAAUUGUGGAUAUUUGUUUUGAGGGGAAAAAACAAACUGAAGACAAGCGAAACCCCAAAACUUGAUUUGCUUAUUAUGAGCUUGAAGAAUUAAAAUAAGUAGUUUUCAUGUAUAUCUGAUAUAUUUAAAGAUUGUAUAUGUUUAAGAAAAACUAAAUUAUGUUCAUAUAAUACUUAACUAUGCACUUGAAAUUGUUCUGUUAAGUAACUUGUGAAGUUCAAUUUUGUGGGCAACUACUUUAUGCAGUAGCUCAUACAGACUACUGUGUGCACAGAAGGUUUGAACCCUUAAAACCAGUAAUUUUUGAGUUUUGGCUUCUCAAAGUCAGACACUUUGCCAAAAGUUACUCUAACUUUUCAGUCUUAGCUCAAAAACAGUUGUUGCAAUCCUUGAACCAGAACAGAGAAUAAGUUUCUUACCUAAUAUGUGAGAAUCUUAAUUCCUGAUCUAAUAGCAGGGAUCAUGAGUAAAAUGGACCCUUUAGCUUCAGUUGUGAAACUGCAUUUCUAAUAUUAACAAAAGCAGUAAACCAGGUGCAGUCAGAGCUGAUUGUCUGAAAAUAGUCAGGAGGAAAUUCUCUUUGAGCAACAGCUCACAAUUGCUAAUGUUUGCUGUGCUUGUCUGAAAAACUUGGCAUUAGCAGCUGUUUGUUGUAAAACUGGAGAAUGAGUAACAAAAGCACUUGGAACAGCAUAACUAUGAGGAGCACUGUGUCUGUAUUUCUAAGCUUAUGAAAUCCUCCUGAAUUUAUACAAAAUCGUCUACUGCCUGUGGCAGUACCAGCACUUGGGUGACUUCCUUAUUUUACAACUGCCAUGAAAGUACAGCUACUUGGCUUCUCAGACAGCUAAUGAUUGUGUAAGUCUUGCUUCCUUUUGAAUUGCCACACCCAUGUCCAGCAUCUCUUCUAUGCCACUGAAUAUUGGAAAUACAGCACUUAACUCCAUGGACUGCUCUGGGCAGAGAGGUGCUGCUGUGGUAGAAUGAUCACACUUAUUGUUCCGUUCUUGAAAAAGACAAGUUUGUGUUUACUUGCCAUAAAAUUGUCAAAACUAGUCAGGAUUGCUUUAGCUAUUAAAUUGAAAUUUAAGUUCCCCUUUUCUUUAGGUUCUGCCAAAAAGCAAUCAUCUAUUCCGGAUUCAGCCAAUGAAAGACACUUUUCCUGUUCUUCAUUAUAUGAAUGAUCUUUCCUGAGAUUUGGCUAGCCUUAAGGUUUAACCAAAUUCACUUUAACUGGUGGGGGAACUGCUUUUAGUUAAUUUUUCCUUUUGGGGUAAGGUUUUUUUUUGGUUGUUGAAACUGUACCUUCUGAAAGCUUAGGAGCUGUAAUCAUACUUUCGAUUUUUCUGGCAUCCUUCAGAUGUGUUUCAAGCCAUAAUCAUCCCUUAAAACUUGACUAAAUAACAAGGCUUUCUUGAAAGUAACCUUGUGUUAAGUACAGCUUUGUACUUUUGCAGACAAUCAUAAAGGCUCUAAUUUUUCCUGUUUGACAGUGGAAACUUUGGCCUGUAAUGCAAUUCAUCUGCAAAGGCUUCUGUGGAAGUGCUGGGUUUUUCCUUUUUGAUGCAGCACAUUAAUUUAUUUUUCUUAUUCUAUUUUGGGAUGACUUGCAUCUUCAUAAUUAAAGCAAGAGAAAGCCCUGAGACGCAGGAAUCUCUAUUGUAAGUAUAAUACUUUUUUCUUCAAGCCUCCUAAGAUAGAUAUUGCUUGGGAAUUUACUGUUUUGUUGCUUUUCUAAUAGUUCAGGUAUUUGCAUUUGCUGAUUUAUAUGUCUCUGUGUUUCUCUUUGUAUGUUUAACAUUCUUCUGAGAUUUGUCUAGUGAACUGCUGAGCAAAGAAUUGUUUUAGAGUAUGAAACCUUACUUAUGCCUUUUCACAUAUAAAUAUUUAUAUAUCUGGUAGUGGAGGGAUGUAUAGUUUGUGUUUUAGUUUCUCACCUUCUCAGGCUAAACUGUCUCCCACUUGUCUGUCAGCUUGAUGCACUCACUGCUGAGCUUCAGACAGAACGCUAAGAAGCUGAAUCACAGUCUAACACAGCACUGUUGCAGAUGCAGCUCUACCAGUGCUGAAGCCACUUGGCAGCAUCACAGGAAUGUUCUGGCUCUCUUUAUUGUAGUGGACUUGGAGGAGCAAAGAUGUAUUCAAGGUGAAUUCAGUUGUUGGGGUAUCUUUUCCCCAAGAAACUGAGAAUGUGAAUCCGGACUGUCAUAUGUCAAUAAAAGCAGGAGUUAUGGUGAAAGUUUGGAAAUUUGGUAUAUACCUAGCUCCCAGUGGAAAUGAAAAUCUUGUUGUAAAGCUACUUAUGAUGACAUAAGGAAGCAGAGGCAUAAGCAUGAGGGAAGAUGGGGGAAUGCUGUUUAAAAAACAAAAUGGUUAUAGUCAGUCACACAAGAAACAAGCCUUUCACUUCUACUUUAUCUUCUUAGCCUAUUCUCCCAAGAAACAAGGCUUACAUUCCACCUUUAUCAUCUGUUCCCCAGUGUCUUUUGAACCUCUCAGCCUUUUUGAACCAAGUUGAUCAGAGGUGCCUGAAAAUACACAUCUGCACAGGGAAGAGUGAUGGUGUCAGUCCUGUACUGAGGGAAGUGCUGAAGGCUGAGCUCACCACUUACUGCACCCUGAAGAAGCAACACACAAGGAAGAUCUGGGAAAAUGCUGGUCAGAGGUGCUUUCCUAAGUGACUGGGCUUCAUUAGCUGCUCUCAGGGUUUUGUGCUGAUAAGAGAAUUAGUGCAAGACAUGUCAUUCAAGUGUGAGAACAGUUAUGAGAUUUUGCCUCAGCAGUCGAGACUGCUUUGUGGUAACAAAGCUCCCUGACAAAAUUUGAAGAGUUGUGAAAAGUUUCAAGUCUUCUCAAAGUCCAAUGGAUUCAAGUGCUACAAAAUUGUAUUUUCAUCUCAGCAGCAAGAACAGAAUUGUGUGGUUCUGGUCAAGGGCUUUUAGUGAAAGACACUUUCUACAGAUUUCUUUGAAUUUCAUUUCAGAAAUGAUAAUUAAAAGUAAUACUCAUUAAGUAUUCAAAAUCAUAAAAUCUGGUUUUGGAGGAAUAAUGUAUGGGAUGCAUGUGGUAGAAAGCGUGACGUGAAUAAGAGGCCAGAAGUUGUGGCAGCAAGACUGAAGAGAGUGGUGCAGUGCAGGAGCCUGUUGCAAAGAUGUAUGGCUGUAGAUAACAGUACUGUAUGUACUACAGUCUCUGUGUUCCAUGGAGAAUUAAAAAUUAAUCAAUGGGUUAAGAAUGUCUGCAUGCUACAAGUGCUGUAUCUUUGGAAGUGUCAUGACUUGGAAUCUUCAGCUGGGAUGUGUUCUGCAGAAUAAGAAGUCAAAAUAUCCGAUUAUUAUAAAGUGAAGAAUUUAGAAGCUUUGGUAAGCAAGUUAGUUGUGACUUCUGGAGGAGUCUCAGCAUCAGAGGGUACCACAUAUAGUGGUAUUGCAAGAUAAUGCUUUUAUCCAGAAAGUUCUCUGCCUCAGAAAUCAUUUUGAAAUGAUCAGAAACUUGUAAUAAAAAAUUAUUAUUAAUACUACUGAUGUCUCCUUUAUUCUACUUUAUCUAUUGCAUUGUGCUUCACUGAAGAUCAAGAUGUGGAAGGUCAAUUUGCAAGGCACUGGUAGGGUUUAUUUGUCCAAAGAGGCUGAAAUUUGGUCUGAUGAAAUUUAUUUGUAUGUUGCAGUUGUGUUGCUUUGGGAUUUUUUACAACUAGAAAAGCUUUUUCCUUAAGUAACUUUUCAGAGGUGUUGAGAACUAAAAUGCAGAAUUAUAUAGUCAGUAUAUAUGUAGAACUGCUUAAACUCUCCCAUGGACAUAUUACUAAUUAUAUAAAUAAUUCUCCUUCAAGGUCAGGCAGAUCCAGUAAAUUCAUUGUGCUCUGUUACUGACACAAAAGAAUAAUUAUGGAUUUGUCAUUCCAUAUUUUUAAAUUUUAAAUAGCUGGGUUUUUUUAUUUACUAUUUGUAGACCUAUGAGGUAAGCAUGGACAAAAAUUACUAAAUUCAGUAGCAAAAUUUUGUGAAUGAGCAUGGAAAAUAUGGAUAUUUUUAAAUUGGGUGCACUGUAAAUUAGAUGCAUGCAUCUAAUUUAAUUUCAGCAUAUAAAUUAAUGAGAUACUUUUGUUAUUGUUGCUGGAUCUGCAAUCAUCUAAUGUUCAUGCUAUCAAAUGCUCCUGUGAGAUUGAACUCCAGCUCUGUGAAUAUGCUGUCACAUUUCAAAGAACCAGGAAAAAAAAAAAUGUUGUAAAAGUGAAGGAUGUGUCUUCUUGGAACUAAUUCGGGAUCGUACCUGACAAGUAUCUGAAAUGUACACUGUCUAAAAAGGAGAAGGUACUUCAGAGAAUGAGGCUUGACGUAUUUAGAAUGCUUUACACCAACAUUUGAAUUUUCUUCCUUGCUGCAGAAUUAAAAAAAAUUUUCUUUUGUCAGUAGGGAGAACACCUGCCAUUUGUAAACCAAAAUUUAAAAAUACAAAGUAUUUGGAUUCUGAGUGUUUCCAAAUUUUAUUCCAUGUAUCCUUUCUGAGCCCACCAGAAGUUACUUCAUAAUCUGGAAGUGGUGAGUGUAUGUAGCCUGUGUGACUGUGCAACCAUAUUGACUUCAAAGUCAAUUAAGUGAGGAAAUGUAUCUGAUUCCAGAUGUUUGUUUUUGGAGGUGUUCCACUUCCUGUAAGAAAGGUGACUUUCUUCAUCACAUUACUGUGUGAGUUUCCAUAUGGCAAAACUAUCCACAAGCUAUUUUUAUUUUAAUGACAGAAUUGGAUAUCUUGGAUUGUUUUGGGUUGGGUUUUUUUUUCCCCCUCUCUUCAGCAUUUCUGAGAAAAGCAACAUAAUGGAAGAUGUGGAAAUAGAAGAUGCUGAAGUUCUGUGACUUUACUAAGAAUGUUAAGUCAAAGCACACCUGAAUACAUAAAUUUCAAUAAUGCUAUUCCUUUGUACAGUCAUGUAAUUGGACAGAUGGAAUACUUUGUUGAGCAUUUUUUUAAGGCAGUUGCCCAUUUGUUCAGGGAUAAGGAGUGGAGGGGAAUGAGCAUCACUUUUUUUUUCUUGGGGUCUACUGGCCAAAAUAGAAAAGUUUUGAAAGCUCUUUGCUUUGAGCAAGAGGCACUAAAUGAUGGGGCAAUGCCAAUAUACAUACAGGCAAACUUUUACUGGGCAAUAGUAAAAUGCAGUGGUUUACAACUGUUAGCUCAGGCAAGAGGCACAAUACAGAGUAUGAGCCCUGUUAAAGCCUUUUAUGGGCUGCCUAGCUGUAUUGGUGAAAUGAAUAUGUCACAGAGGAGUGGAUUGAUGAUUUUUUUUUUUUUUUUAUAGCCUGUGGAAUUUUUCUUGCAUUACAGCAUGAUGCAGAGGUAUCUUGUCCUGCUAUUACAGCAAUACAAAUGAAAAGUGUAAUAAAGGAUGCUGUAUGUUCUUAGCUGCUGGAUCUGCUAAUCUGCAUCUAUAUCCUUCAACUUAAAAUCUGUAAAUUGCACCAUGAGUAAAGAAAGCUUCAUUAUGGUUAUUCUGUGAAACUCGGAGUCAAGGAGAGAAACCAGCCUGAAGAUAAGCUGCGGUUAUUAAACAGCAGUGAUGACAAGUUCUUCCUCCACUGAAGGCACAAAUGUGGUGGAUUCUGCCUUGUGUUCACCAGUGAUAACCUCACCAGAAUCCUGAUCAGCAUUUCAGCUUAAUAUUUGAAGAAACUGAUACGUUUUAACAUGUCCCUCCAGGCUCAGUGUAUGUUAAAAAUGGAUAAGGAUUUUGUUUUUUGGGUGUAUAACUACUGCUGAGUCUUCCAAGGAAAAGCCUGGAAGUUCUAUUCUGACUUACAGACUAGAAGAGGAAAUGUUUCAGAAGCCAUAAUAAUAGAAGUAAAAGGUUCUUCAGCUCUAAUCCAAGUUCCAAUGAAGUACCGAGUGCUCAGACCAGUGAAGAGAUCAUUCACAGGAUACAUAACCUGUCUGAAGGAUUUUAUGAAUGAUCCCAGAAGAGAAGAGCCUCUAAUUGGUUUAGAACAUGUGGUUGAAAUCAGAUUUGAAGGAAGAAGAGAGCCACGUUACGAGUGCAGGCUGUGUGGGUGUAAUUCAGAGGUGGCACCUAUGAUAGAACAUCUUAGUGGAUAUAAACACAGAAGAGAAUACAUUUCCAAAGAAUUUCCAGAUAAAAUGAGGAGAAAACCAACAGAUGUAAGAGAAUACAAAGUCUCGUUUUUUAGACGGCUAGCCGGAGAACUAGAGAAGAGUGAAGGAUUAAAAAUGUAUCAGAUGGAAGGUUACACAAGACCAGCUACCUCAUCCCCACUGAAGAAGAAAGCAAGGUGGGAAGAUGAUAAUAAGCAUGAGAACGAUCCUGUUCGGAAACAGAAAGCUCUGGAGUUCUUGGAGACUUUUCACAUCACCUCAGACUCAGAAGCAACACUUGUUGUUCGCCUUACACAGGGACUCAUGGAGGCUUUGAAGGCCUUUUGUGAAAAGAAAGCAGCAGAUAAUUACACCAACAGUAUAGGCCCACUGAUGUCAGUACCUCAAGAUAAAUUUCCAGAAAGGGAAGGUGUCCCAGAACACUAUGGACCAGAUGUAGAAUACAAAGGAAGUUCUGACUGGAAUCAAGGUUUUUUGUCUCAGUAUGAAGAGUAUUCUGAAGGUGCUUCUUUUGUUCCUGCUCACUCAAACAGUUACCAAGAUGGAUCAUCCUCCUGUCAUCUGAGAUCUGACAACUUUGCAAGCAUGUCCCUAUUCAGGGACUCUCCUGCUGUUGAGCCUGAUAUUCCUGCCAGUGGUGUCAGUGAAUGGCUGAGACAGCUCAGAAACUCCAUGCCGUGCACAAAUAUGGCUGCUGGGGCCACUUCAUACCAGACCAGCCCAGUGAAGGAGUACUCAGCAGAAUAUAUAUCCAGUGAUGUGCAAGGAAGUGAGCUCCGUGAUAACAGACUCUCAUUUGACAGAGAAAAUACCAAAUGGAGAAAUCAACAAGCAUGUACCAAAGCAAGGCAUAUAAGUGACCAAGAAUUAUCCUAUCCCAAUUCUUCUGCCUCAUAUCCUUCAUCUACACAAUUCUUUACAAACUAUUCUUCACAAAACUAUUCCGCUUACAAGAACUAUGAGUCUGUGAAUACUUGUACAUCUUCUACAAAUUCUGCUGUUUCAGGAAGAGGUGGCUCCAGGUGGCACCAGGACACUAGGUGGAAUGAGUGGAAUGAGGACUAUAGGUGGAACGAGGACUCUAGCUGGAAGCAGGAAUCUAGGUGUCAAGGAUUCAGGUAUCAGAAAUCAGUCUACCAGAGAGACUGGAGUUCACAUCAGGACUCAUUUUCUGGCAGUGGUUCGUACCAAGAUCACCAGCAGUUCAGAAGCUCUGAAGAGAUGGUUGAUAGAGUUGAUACUGGUCUUGCUCCCAACACUGUGAACAAACUACUAGGAAAGGAUGUACCAACAAUGACCAGGAUGCUCAAACAGCUGGCUCCAUAUUAUCCAGCACUUCAAAAAGUAAAUAUUCAGACAUUCGUCAAUGUGCUAAUAGAGGCUAGAGAGAAAGAUUAAGGAGCAACAGCAGAUGAACUGGAAACGGAUGAAGAGAUUUGAGAAUCUCCAUCACUUGCUAUUCAGGAAAGAGACUGCAUUUAACUGUGUUUGACUCGCUUGGGAGAGGUAAAGGGAGGUAGGGUUUAAGUUUUUAACAUGUGAAAAAAUAGCUGGAACAGGAACUUGCACAUAAUGGGUGAACAUACUAUUUUGUUUAGGCUUUUUGUAAUGUAUUUGUUAUAUCUUAGUAUAUUUCAGAAAAAAGAUUUUUUGUUAUUUUUUGAAAAUAUGUUAAAAUUACUCUGUCAGCAAAAGUUAAUAAUCCUUUUAAUACCCUUCUCAAUUCAGAAAAGAAAGGUUUACUUUUAUGCUACCAACUUAGGAAGAAUAUUAAUUGAAAAUACGGGUUUACUUUUUGUCACACAAAUAUAAGGCCAGUUCCAUUAAUAUGAGGCUUUAUAAUUAGCAUAUUUUUAGAAAUCGAUACACUACAUUUCUGUUUAGACAAAGAAAGGAGAAUGUCACAGCAUAGGUAUUCUCUAUCUUAAUGUGAUGCUAUAUGAGGAAAAUGUAAUUUAUACUAGAGGACUGGUAUUUAACAGGGCAUAUCAGUUUCAAUUUGCAGAGUAAGAAAUGGUAUGAAAUAUAUGCAGAUUUUUAAUCAUGUUGUUCAAAAUGAAAUAAUUAUAAAUUAUCCUAAAAACUCAUUUGGUGGAUAGACCCAUGCUAAAAUAAAAAUUCUUGAUUCUUUCUACUGGCAAAAGCACAUUAAGAAAUAGUAAAAACCCAUAAGGCAGUCAGAUAAAAUAACAGGAAAAAAAACAAAAUGUUGUACUGACUGAGUAGUACGUACCAGUUCAUGAGAUGUCUCAGAGCCACAUGCUCAUGAAUGCCUGGCUUUAGAUAUCUGCUCUAUGUAAUUAAAACCAGCUUACAUGGAGCUGAAGAAAAGAAGUAAAGUGAGACAGUUUACUCCCAAGUGUCUGUUUUCCUUUUCACUGCUGCAUUGUGGACUAUCAUUUUUCUUCUCACCCAUGCUGGAACUGUGUCUCUGUGCAUUAAAUACUUGUGCUGAAGCAGGGUUAGUCUUCACGAGCUGUCAUAAAGCAUUUUGGAUCUUGUUACAUAAAUUAUAAUAAAAAUUCAGCUCAAAAUAAUUUAUUAUUGAGCAUGUAAACUCAAUUCCCAGAAAUUUUCCUUUUGUCACUGUUUUGUUUCUGCAUCUUACAAGAUCCACUUUCCUUUUUCUGUUCACUGCUCAUACUUACUGUAGUGUUGGAGUGGUUUAUAACGUCACACACCUCGUAGCUGUACCAUAUACUUCCAUGCACUGAAUUACAUAGUCAACCUUCUUGCUUAGAAGGGAAAAUUGUUUUUUCUACCACAGGUGUCUGCCAGAGUUUUGAUUUACAAGUCUGUGGGAUUGAUUAGUUAUUACAUCUACAUUUAAAAAUUACCAGAAGUUUUUUACACAAAUGUUACUAGCACAGCUUUUUUUCUCAAAGAAAGUGUAGUGCAACUAAAAUUCUGAAACUGUAGAAAAUAACAUUGCUAGAAAAUAUUACUGCUGCAACUCUGUCAAUUCAAGUUAAGACCUUUUCAUUUGAGUCUGUUUCAGAGAACUCUUCCCCAUUUCUCACUCCCUUUUGGAUUUUACUGCCAUCACUGUAUACGCCAGUGGCAUACAGGAGCUGGAUGACCUCCACCCAGAUUAGAUGCUCUUUCCAUCUACAUGUUCUGUAAUUUUUCUUUCUGGGCAACAGUUAUUGUCCCUCCAGUUAUUGUUACUGUUGUGCAGAGUCCUGCACUGGGGAAGUAGUUUCUUGCAUUUGGAAAUUGAGUUUGAGUAGUUACCAAAUUAAGACAGCAUUGAUUUAUUAAAGCUUUCCUGAACUGUA